Molecule: messenger RNA, 2063 nt
Organism: Tetrahymena thermophila SB210
Lineage: Eukaryota; Ciliophora; Oligohymenophorea; Hymenostomatida; Tetrahymenidae
Exons: 6
Source: RefSeq, a predicted model, not a curated record
GCGGUAUAUUAUUAUUAAUUAGAAAAAAUAAUAAUUGAUAUUAUUUAUUUAUUUGUUCAAAGUAACAAAACUAAUUAGAAUAAGGUACUAACUAAUUACCGCUUUAUCAUAAACUUAUCUACUUAGCAUAAAGUUACUCUAGAUAUACAUUGUUAAAUACUACUUCUUCUAUUAUAGAAUUGUUUAAAUAAAUAAAAUGAAAAUAUCUAUAGUGAGUAUUGAUUCCUAAACAGGAAGUGAAAACUCACAAUGCUAAUAAUGCUGUUCAAAAGAACCUUGCUCUCAUAAAAUAAAAAUAAAGCACUUAUCAACGGGAUUUUUUAAUCGAUAAAUGAGCUCUGGAUAAGAGCACACAUUCUGCUUUGAUUCUUAAUCUGAUGAAAAUUUAAUGAGAAACUAUUGCACAUUACCUAAAUUUACACCACAUGGUCAACCAUAUCUUCCGUGUUUUUAAUCUGACUUUGAUUAAUAAAUAAACCUGACAAGAAGUAGUUAGAUGCUAACAGAGUUUAUAAAGAAAAAAAAUAAAUCUAAGGAUAAGUAGAAACCUUUAAAGGCACCUUAACCUUUAAAAAAAAGAACAAGAUGUCAUAUCUGCCAGAGAGAUUUUUCAGAAGAGGGAUAUUUUGAACACAUUGAGUCUGAAGAACAUAAAUAUAACUACUACAACAAUAAAUACUACCAAUAAAUUAUUUCCUUAGAAAAGUAGUUUAAGAAAGAUCUUUAGGAGAACUAAAAUAUGUCAUUUUCUGAUAACUCUUCAAAGGAAAGCAAAAAUGAUUCGUCAGGAUUAUAUUCUUAAGUUUUAAACAGCAAUAUUAAUAAUACAACUAAUUCUGAAGAAAAUUAAGAAAAUAACUUACAGUUUUCAGAUUGGAAUUUAGGAGAUUCCUGUGCUGCAUAAAUACCAAGCUAAUAUGACCAUUUAAAAAGCGAAAAUUUAUCAAAGAUUUAGAGUGAUUGUGAUGCAUUUAAUUAAAAUACUUCAGAUGAUGGCUCAGAAAGAAAGUUAGGAGGUUCCUUUGUUUACAAAGCAAUCGAUUUUAUUAAUAAUAUGAUUCCUAACUCAUUAGGAGACAUGCUCAAAACAUAAAAAUAAUCAAAUUAUUCUUCAUUUAUUUAUGAAACAAGAAGAAAGAGCAAAAAAAGAACAUACUCUCAAGUUACAGGAAAUUCACCACAAUUUGAUAAUUCAAAAAUAUUUGAAAGCCGAAAUAAAAUUAAAAGUUACGACAUUAUUGAAGAUAAUAUCACUCCUAAUAAUUAAAUACACUAAACUGAAUACAUACUUAAUAAGCAGCUUAAACUUCACAACAGCCAAAGUGAUAGUUUUCAGCUAUAAAUUCAAAAUAAAUCUACUACUUGCACCAGCUAAAAAGAGCCUUUGAUUUAAAAUAAAAUUAAAUAAUUAGCACCAUCAGCAAAUGGCACUUCUUCAACUUCUUUAUGGGAUAAAGUAAAAAAAGUAUUUUUUUCGAUAAUAAAAAAAGAUUGAGUUUGAUAUAAACAAAAAUAUCGAAAAAUAAUUCAAUCAUAAAAUAAAAAAUCUUGUUGAGAUUAUUUGCUUGCCUAUACUUACUUACUGAAUUUACUAAAUUACUGAACCGUUAUUAAUAUUCUUGGAAAUCUUGAACUGUUAAUAAAUAAUAUUAAAAUACUUUAUUAAAAAAAAUAAGUAAACUUGAGUAACUAACUCACUAACUUUAUCAAUUUCUAUUAAACAAGCAAAUAAAUAAAUAAUUAAUUUUGAUAAAAAGAUUAAAAAUUUUCCAACCAAAUAAAAUAAAUAAAUAGAUUAGAAAAAAAACUAAUAGUUUAGCUAAAAAAUAUCAACCAACCAAUAAAAAACAAACUAAAUAAAUAAAUUAUAUAAAAUAAAUUUGACUAAAUUAUUAAAUGUAAAAAUAAAUAACUAUAAAAAUAUUUAUUAUUUUGAAAUUUUAUUUAUAAUCUUAUUUUAAUUUGUAUGAUGAAUACAUAAUAUGCACCAUCAAUAAAUCAAUCAAUCAAUUAAUCGUAUAUAUUUUAUUAACUAUUUGUAAAUGUCAUGCUGUGCUUCUGCU